Pyricularia pennisetigena is the source of this 1239-nucleotide messenger RNA. RefSeq lists its product as uncharacterized. NCBI's taxonomy places the organism in Eukaryota, Fungi, Ascomycota, Sordariomycetes, Magnaporthales, Pyriculariaceae. The transcript has 6 exons. Bases 1 to 1239 code for a protein of 412 amino acids. The record is from RefSeq and is a predicted model, not a curated record.
AUGAUCGUAGAUCACUCUCUUGAUCAUGAAGACAUCAGCGGGGUGGUUGUCGGCGUCGUGAGCGUGUUUCUUAUAUUGAUCACGUUGGCUGUUGCUGCGAGGGUAUAUACUCGACUUGUUAUCCUCAGGACCUUUGGUCCGGACGACUAUGCGGCGGUACUGUCCCUGUUCUUCACAUUUGCCUGCGGCCUGGUCAUUGGCCUGAUGGUUCGUCAUGGUUCCGGGAAGCACAUCUGGACUUUGCAGCCUAGUGAUGUCGAAGCCUACUUAAUCGAAUUUUAUCUCAGCAUCGUGUUCUAUAAUGCAGCCAUCAUGGCAACCAAGGCUGCAUUUCUACUCCAAUACUAUCGAGUCCUAGCGGUCAACAGGGCGAUGAAGCGCAUCUACUUGGGGUUCUUGGUCUUGAUCGCAUCUUGGUGCUUUGGCUUUGUCCUGGUCGCCAUCUUUCAGUGCUCGCCGAUUUCCGACUUUUGGUCAAGUGCGCCAACAAGAAACUGCUUACCUAAUAUGCCCUACUGGAAUGUCCAAGGCGUCGGUCAUAUCAUCACCGACAUCCUGGUCUUCACACUCCCACUACCGGCCCUCUACCAACUGCACAUCAACGGGACGCAGAAACUGGUACUGAUGGGCAUCUUCUCCCUCGGGUUCUUCGCAUGCGCAAUCUCGGUCAUCAGGCUUAGGUAUCUGGUCGUCGCCGAGGACGUCACAUGGGACAACACCGUGCCAUCAGUUUGGUCAACCACCGAGGUCAGCAUCGGCCUGUUGUGCGCCUGCCUCCCGACUCUACGGCCGCUGGUGGGUCGCAUUUUCCCCAAGCUCAUAUCGACCUUCAACAAGAGCACGGCGGGACCCGGCGGCGAGAGUGGCGUCGGAACCGGAUAUCACACGGGCGGAAGCAAACUUGGCCGUGGCAAGAGCAAAAACCGCAGCCUGGCGACUGCAUCUUCGACCUUUUCUAAGCCUCACUCCAGCUACCGUGAGAACAGCGGUAGCGUGGAGAGGCUGCGCGUGGACGUCAACGGGGCCGAGUCUUCGUCCUCGAUGAAGGAUGCUAGCUUCCUUGACGACAUCAGCGAGACGGGAUCGCCUCACGCGUUCAACAUGCAGACGUUUGGCACAAAGACCAAGGUCAGCACCGGCAGGGGCGGCAACGGGGGUAAAGAGCAUUCGCAAGAGUUGCCUUCACUACCAUCUGGUCAGAUCCGGGUUUAUAGGGAUGUUUACCAGACUCAAUCCUGA